CCGGCCUCGAACACGGCGACUGUACAAUAAUUAUUAAUCCUCAGAACGAGCCUUUCUGCGAAGCCAACUCUCUUCAGACUGCAAACCAUUGACUACCUAGAUACCUACCUUAAAGAUUGGACGAGGGUUCAGUCAUCUAUCUGUUCAGGGCGGUAAAGUGUUCUAAAGAUUCCACUUCCUCUCGGCCGCGGUCGCUUCGCCUCGCCACUCGCGACGACCAUACCAUGAGCGCCAUCCUCAGCGCGGACGACUUGAACGACUUCAUUUCGCCCGGCGUCGCAUGCAUCAAACCGGUCGAAACUCUACCCAAGCAAGAAGACUACAACCCCUACGAAGUCACCACCGAAGACAAAGUGGCGGCGCAGAACCCUGCGCCCGCGUCCAUCUCGUUAACCGACUGCCUCGCGUGUUCAGGCUGCGUCACGUCCGCCGAAGCCGUCCUCGUGUCCUUGCAAUCACAUACCGAAGUCCUCAAUACUCUUGACUCAUACGAAUCUCUCAACAUCCAAAAUCUUCUUCAACAACAAUCAAAAAACGGCCUCGGUCAUAUCAACCAUGCCCAUACCUCAACACCCAUACCUCAAAAUGCAAAACUGUUCGUCGCCAGCGUCAGCCCGCAGGUCCGGGCAAGUCUGGCCGCAACAUACGGCAUCUCCGAACGAAAAGCCGGCUUCAUGAUCGAACAAUUUCUGUCUGGCGCACAGGGGUUACGGAUAGGCGGCGCACACAACAGCAGUUUUACAUAUGUGGUUGACACGAACCAGCUACGAGAAGCAUGUCUGGUACUGGGGGCGGAGGAAGUGUCCGAAUCUCUCUCCAACAAAAAAAGACCAGUCUUGACCUCCGCUUGUCCCGGCUGGAUCUGCUACGCCGAAAAAACACAUCCUCACGUGCUACCGCAUUUAUCGUCCUUGAAAUCUCCACAGGCCCUCUCAGGAACACUGUUGAAGUCGGUGCUGAGCAAGACUCUGGGGAUCCAUCCGUCGCAAAUCUGGCAUUUGGCUAUCAUGCCGUGCUUUGAUAAGAAACUCGAAGCUAGUCGUGAAGAACUCACUGAUCGGUGGUGGCGGCCAGAGUCACAACAACAAGGCCAAACCACUACCCAACCGGUUCGCGACGUCGACUGUGUCAUCACCUCGCGCGAACUCCUAUCUCUCGCCGAAGCCCGUAACAUUCAACUCUCUUCACUCCCACUUACACCUCUCGAACAACCACCCUUUCCCGACGCCAGAAUAUCCAAUUUUUUGUUUCCUUCGCCCCGUCGGCGGCAGCAGCGGGCCGAACAAUCGCCCAACGCAGGCUCGUCAGGCGGUUACUUAUACCACAUCAUGGCCACCGAACAGGCCAACCACCCCGGCAGCACAAUCUCCAUUCAACGAGGUCGCAACGCCGAUGUCGUCGAGUACUUUUUAUUCUCUGCCGACGGGACCCAAACACUGAUGAAAUGUGCGCGAUACUACGGGUUUCGAAAUAUUCAAAAUCUGGUGAGGAAGCUCAAGCCGGCAAAACAGUCUAGACUCCCUGGUGCCGCGAGACGUGCCACUGCCGCCACUGGAGGAGCAGCUGACUACGCUUACGUCGAAGUCAUGGCUUGUCCAGGCGGCUGUACGAACGGCGGAGGUCAGAUUAAAGUCGACGAUGUCGCGGGUAUCUUGCCGCAGACUAGGGGCGAACAAGUCACUACUACGCCAGUGACUCCGCAAGCCCAAAAAGAAUGGCUGAAACGCGUUGACGAGGCUUAUUAUUCUGCUGAGUCUGAUUUCGAUUCCGAUUUCGAUGAGAACAUGCAGGAUCACGACGACAACAAUGCCAAAGAUAAUGAUCCUGAUGUCAACAUGACGAAUGGCCAUGUUUCCACUGCUGCUGUCAAUGGUACAUCUGACACUCCACACGUCAACAACAACCACACCAAUAACAACGACAACAAUUCUCUCGAUACUCCUGGGAACGUCAUCAACGGCAUAAAUGUUUCCGACGUUCAAGAUUUGCUGCAUUACUGGGCCGGAUUGGUCGGUGUGCCGCUGGAGAAGCUUGCCUACACGACCUUCCGGCAGGUCGAAAGUGAUGUGGGCAAGAAUAAGGCAAAUGGCAAGCUGAGCGAUACAGAACGGAUUGCUCAGAUUGCAGGCAUGAGCGGCGGUGGCUGGUGACUGUAACAUACUGGACGGUUGAGUUAUGACUACAUUCAACAUUUAUGAACACUGGGAUGAAGGAGUUUUUGCUGUAACGAGCCUGUUCAGAAAGGGGGCUACGGUAGAGGGAUCCUGAGAUAAGACAACUGAUAUUGUACAUUGGAGUAGCCUAGAGUAUCUACAUUGAAGACUAUGUCCCUAAGUACUGUCCACUUCACCCCUCGCUCUUGUCAAAGUUAGACACUCGAUUGAACGAUUACCCGG
Molecule: messenger RNA, 2396 nt
Organism: Exophiala dermatitidis NIH/UT8656
Lineage: Eukaryota; Fungi; Ascomycota; Eurotiomycetes; Chaetothyriales; Herpotrichiellaceae
Product: ferredoxin hydrogenase
Exons: 1
Coding region: 225-2150 (641 amino acids)
Biological process (GO): iron-sulfur cluster assembly
Cellular component (GO): cytosolic [4Fe-4S] assembly targeting complex
Molecular function (GO): 4 iron, 4 sulfur cluster binding
Source: RefSeq, a predicted model, not a curated record